AUGGGUGGUAAAGUUGUUAAACCUUCUUCUCAGAACACUCAAACAUCUCUCAAAAAGGAAAUUCUUUUGGUUACAAAAAAUAACAUUGAAGAGGUGAUUAAAGAGAAAAUUUAAUAAUUCUUAGCUAUUGAGAUGGAUUUUAGCUACACUGAAACAUACGAAUAUUUGAAUGGGAUUAAAAGAAUAUUAAAAAAUUAUCGCUAAUUGUAAUCUCUCAAGUUUCAUCUAUCAAAAUGCAAAUUCACUGACGAAGAAGCUCGUUCUUUAAUUAAAACUCUUUCUAUUCUCAAAAGUUUAAAAAAUUUGUUUAUUUGUAUCAAUAAUGGUUAUCCUAGUUUAAUUUUAAUUGAAGAAGUAGGAUACAUUUUAAAAUAAUCAUUUAAUUUACUAUUCCUUGAGCUAAAUUUUAGCUAAUGUAAAGUUACUGAUUCAUGUAUUAAAAAUUUUAGCAUAGGACUAUAAACUCAAAAAAAAAUAAAAGAAUUAAAUAUCACUUUAAGCUAAAACAAAAUUGGAAAUGAAGGAUUCAAAGAUAUUAUUUUAGGAAUUCAAAAUAUGAAAGAUUUGCUAGUAUUAAAAAUUGAUCUAAGCGAUAACAGUAUAGACUUAGAUACACCAUAGUUGUUUCAGUCAGUAGUUGAAAAUAACCCAAAUAUAUCUAAUUUGUAGCUUUUCCUAGCAAACAAUUCUCUGAAUCAUUAAGGUUUUAUUGAUUUGAUGUGUGACAUAGCAAAAUUAGAUAACAUUUAAACACUUAUUCUUUAGUUAGACAAUUGUGCUUUAACCUCUUAAAUGUUUAAGUCGAUUUAACUCUAUAUUUAAUACUUCAAGUUCCUCAAAAAUUUCGAUCUCUUUGUUAGUAAGAAUAAUCUCUCAAAUAUGGAUAUGAAGAAUUUUUUCUAAGAUGGUAAAAAUUCGCUUGAAAGAAUUGAAAACCUAAGUCUAAAUUUUAAAUGA
Messenger RNA from Tetrahymena thermophila SB210, 957 nucleotides. RefSeq lists its product as hypothetical. Gene Ontology annotation, cellular component: cytoplasm. NCBI's taxonomy places the organism in Eukaryota, Ciliophora, Oligohymenophorea, Hymenostomatida, Tetrahymenidae. The record is from RefSeq and is a predicted model, not a curated record. The transcript is spliced from 12 exons. Gene Ontology annotation, biological process: positive regulation of inflammatory response.